AUGCUUAGGCUCCGCUUACUAACUUGGGACGUGAAGGACACGCUGCUGCGGCUGCGGCAGCCGGUUGGGGAGAGCUACGCGGCCGAGGCCCGGGCUCACGGACUCCAGCUGCGGCCUGAGGCUCUCAGUCACUCUUUCCGGGAGGCGUAUGGAGCCCAGAGCCGGCGCUUCCCCAACUACGGCCGGGGCCAGGGGCUGAGCUCACAGCAGUGGUGGGGCGAUGUGGUGAAGCAGACCUUCAGACUCUCAGGUGUGCACGAAGAUGGAGUUCUAACACUGAUGGCAGAAAACCUCUAUCGCGACUUCUGCAGCGCCCACAACUGGGAGGUGCUGCCGGGGGCUGCUGAGACCCUGAGCCAGUGCUGCCAGCGCGGCUUCCACAUGGGGGUGGUCUCCAACUUCGAUAACCGGCUGGAAAAUGUCCUCUCCCAGUGCAACCUGCGACACCACUUUGAAUUCGUCCUCACCUCUGAGGAUGCGGGCUUUGCCAAGCCGGAUGGGAGGAUCUUCAAGAAAGCACUGCGCCUUGGUGGGGUGCCCCCGGAGCAGGCGGCUCACGUUGGGGACGACUACACCCGGGAUUACAGGGCAGCCCAAGCUGUGGGCAUGCACAGCUUUCUGCUCCGGGCUGCCGGGCAGGGCGAGGAGCUGGAGGUGCCCCCUGAGCACGUCCUGCCCACGCUCAGCCACCUCCUGGCUCUUAUUGAGAAGGGGUAGCAGUGUUUCGGAGGAGGACCAGUGCAGCUGCUGAGCCAUGAACUAACCGGCCCUGGCAUGGGAUUUCUUGCUGCUGAUUGAGCAGGGAAAAGCAGCGAGCGCUUCUGAGCGCAGGGAGCAGUACAGCCUGUGGAGCGGGAGGGGUGUUACUGCAAUAAAAUGUAUCUGAUGCUCAGCA
Molecule: messenger RNA, 895 nt
Organism: Phalacrocorax carbo (great cormorant)
Lineage: Eukaryota; Metazoa; Chordata; Aves; Suliformes; Phalacrocoracidae
Source: RefSeq, a predicted model, not a curated record